AUGACGCACAUGAAAUCCCUCCCACAAUGCACUGCUUACACCUACGGAGUAGUUAGGGAGGAGAACAACGGAGAGGCUAGUCGGACCCAAAUAAAACCAGGUGGAAAUUGUGUAGUUGUAAGUCACCGGGAAGCGUGCUAAGGAUAGUUUUUGUCAAUUUACAAGACUGCUGAAGAGUUGAGGCCUGAUGCAGCGGUGGUAUCCACUCCUAGUGGCAGCUGGUGGCUGUGCUUUUUAGCAUCAGCUAGCCGGUUAGCAGGCACUCACUGACGGGGGAAGCCGUGUGAAAAGCUGCUGGUAAAAUCAAACAGCAAACAACGGGAACAAACAAAGGAAAGAAAAUAUUUUAAAUUAAUAUUUAAUCCUCGAAAUUACGUCUGACAUUACGAAAAGGGACUGUUGUGUCGCAAUAAGCAAGUUAGCAGUUAGUUUGUUGAGACUAGCCAACUUUACGUAGCUAUUGUUAGGUGGUCCCAGACUGACAUCUGUAAAUACUGGCUUUGGGUAGCUUUAGCUAACAUAGCUAGAAAGACACAAUGAGCUCUGAGGAGACUGCAGCGUCCACUAAAGCCGCUCCGGAGGAUGAUGGCAUGACAUGGUGGUACCGAUGGCUCUGCAAAAUAGCCGGGGUUUUGGGAGGAAUAUCCUGUGCCGUCUCAGGAGUGUGGAACUGUGUCACUGUGAACCCUUUAAACAUUGCUGCCGGAGUGUGGAUGGUGUUGAAUGCCUUCGUGCUGUUCCUGUGUGAAGUCCCAUUCUGUUGCCAGUUCAUAGAGUUUGCUAAUGCAGUGGCAGCCCGUGCAGACAAACUCAAACCCUGGCAGAAAGCCUUCUUCUACUGUGGGAUGGCUCUGUUUCCCGUAUUCUUGAGUUUCUCCUUUACAACCUUGUUUGGGAAUGCCAUCGCCUUUGCUACAGGAGUUCUGUACGGCCUUGCAUCUUUAGGCAAAAAGGGAGACGCGGUGACUUAUGCCAGACUGCAGCAUCAGAAACAGGGGGACGAAGAGAGGAUGGCAGGGACGACAAAUGGUGCUCCGGAGUGAGGAAUCUGCCUCACCUCAUCCUCCUCCUCCUUUGUUUUCCUCAGCUCUUUCUUCAGUUCCUGGCCUCCACCCAUCCUACCUCUUCCUGCAUCUUCCCUCCCUCACUAUCAUUUCUGUCACUACAUAACAAUGGUACCAAGUUUAUUUAUUUAACUGCUGCAUUCUUCUUGUCCUGACCUAACAGCAUCCAAACAGAUUGAUGUUGGAUUCAGUCCAUUAUUUGGUACCUGGUGUGUAAAUGGGGUGAUUCCUUGACAUGAUACCAUAGAUUUUAAGUUUUGUUUUUACAUUUUUAAUUCUUCUUAUGGUUUCUAUUUAUUAUUUGUUUCCCUUUGUUGUUUGUUGCUGCUGUUAGUUGUAAACCCUCUUUGCAGGAAAAAUGUGAGGUACGUGUUUAUAGUCCAGACGCCUUUCAGGAAAUCUGAACAGAAAUUAAUGUGAUUGUAAAAUGUACAUAACUGACUUCAGGUUAUUCACUAUGACUGCAAGGCUGUGAUUCAGAGUUGUCUGACUUAGAGAGUGCAGUAGGUGAAGAUAAGUCAGUAAUCCAUGGGCAUUGUGAAGUUUGGGGCCAUUGGGUUUACAUUCGACACAGACCAUCUGCAUUUAAUGUAUGUGAAAGUAUAAAUGCGUCAUAUCAAAAGGUCUGGGAAUGUUCCUUUGAUGGAAACAGCCUAAUAGAAGAGAAAAUCUGUUUUUGUAUUGGAAUCCUAAUUUAAUGCAGAUUUAGCAGCCAGUAGAAUAAUAUCCAGUUAUUACAUAUCUAUUUUUGUUGAAAGAAACUGCCUGAUUUUUUUUCGUUUUUUAAAUCUUUCAGACUGACGAUUACAACGCAAAUCUAUAACCAAAAGUGUUACCAUAAGUAUUUGUUUCCCUCUUUCUAUGUCAUUAAAUCUGACCUCAUCCGGACUGCUUUUGGGUGUCUGGACAGCCUCGAAACAGUUUCUGCUGGUAAGGAUAUUUGUGAUGAUCGUUAAGUACACGGUUAAGGUUGAAGCUUGAAGUAGAAUUUACUUUCAUCCAAAGAGAAGUAUUGUGCUUGCUGAAAGAUCUUUGGAAUUACUCUGGAAAAUCCAGCACUAUGUGUUUGACAGGUGCUUCAUGCAAAUUACAAGUCUGAAAUAUGAAUAUAAACUGAGUGAUUUUGUGUGACAGUAUCACACCUAUUCUGCACAUGCAACUCUGAACUGCAGCCUGAAUGCAUUUAUAAAUGUAGAUUUGAGGCAUUAUGGGUGUGUUUAAAAUUGGGGAAUGUAUCUGGUAUACCCAAAGAUAGACUUUUAGAUUUUUAGUUGUUUUUUUGCUUUCAUAUGUUCAUUUUUAAGCUCAGUUAAAGCUCCUGCACUAAACUUUUGGUAGCAUGGAUAAAGGUGGAAUCUUAUUAAAAGCUUUCAGUGCAUUGGUCUGCUUGUUUACGUACGGUUCCUCAUGUUUGAGCAGCCAGCAGCCAAGUUGUGGCUGCAGAUUUUGUGGUACAUUAUGUACUGAAAAACUGGAAUGUGCGCUUACUUAGUCUCCCUCCAUUUUGAAACAAUGUUGUAAGUUUAUUUUUUUUCAGUCACUGAAUAUAUUCUGUGUUUAUUAUAAGUCUUAAUUAGUACAUUACUCUACCAAAACCCAUUAAAUUUUAAUGAGGGGAAGUGUCUUGAUUCAGGGACUAAUUGGUCUGUAUCCCACACAGUCAUCAGAGCCACAUCUUGCCUUUGUCAGUCAAAUGAGGUAUGCAGUGGUCAGCAAUAUACAGUUUGUGUUUGUGUUGUUUUGUUGCCUUGCCUCUGUUUUGUCAUCUGUAAUAAGGAUGCUUUGGGAAUAACUGUUUACGCAUACCUCUUACAGCUGUUUAUGUCUUACGUCUGUUACUAGCUGGUCAGUGACUGGGUGGAUUAUUCACACAUUACCACCAGCUCUCAGGUGUCAUACUUAACAAUGCACAGCGUACAGAUACAGUUAAUAAAGUAGUGUAUGCAUAGAUCAUAGAUAUAUGGUAGCUAGCAUAAGCAUGGCUCUUAUGAAAUCACUGUACCAGAGCCAAUGGAAUAGCAUUUGUGAGGCAUUCACAACCAGUGCUCACAAGUAGUGAAACACUACAUACACACCAGCGAUAUGCUACAGUCUGAAACUACACACUCCUAUACAGUUUGACUGUGAUGUGAAAACACUGCUUUCCUUGUCCAAAGCUAUCCAUCCACACCUCCAAGUUUUAUUUUAUUAUAUGACAUGCAUCCAGAACUUCUAUGAAUUGACUGAUUCUACACCUGCAGGUGUUGAGUGUCCUCCGCUGUGAGGGGUAUGUGUAUAAUGUGUGUCGUGAUGUGAAUCCUGAUCCUGUUACAAAUUAGUGAAUUAAACAAACUUGCUUCUA
Lates calcarifer (barramundi perch) is the source of this 3405-nucleotide messenger RNA. It is a transcript of the gene cacfd1, whose product is annotated as calcium channel flower domain containing 1. Bases 537 to 1043 code for a protein of 168 amino acids. Gene Ontology annotation, biological process: vesicle-mediated transport. The record is from RefSeq and is a predicted model, not a curated record. Gene Ontology annotation, cellular component: membrane. NCBI's taxonomy places the organism in Eukaryota, Metazoa, Chordata, Actinopteri, Centropomidae. The transcript has 5 exons.